AUGGAGGAAUUGAUUGAGGGUGUUCGCUGGGCCUUUAUUGACAUGCUGGAGAAAGAAAAUGAGUGGAUGGAUGCAGGGACAAAAAAGAAAGCCAAAGAAAAGGCAAGAGCUGUUUUGGCAAAAGUUGGGUAUCCUGAAUUUAUAAUGAAUGACACUUAUGUUAAUGAAGACCUCAAAGCAAUCAAGUUUUCAGAAUCCGACUACUUUGGCAAUGUCCUGCAAACCCGCAAGUAUUUAGCACAGUCUGAUUUCUUCUGGCUGAGAAAAGCGGUUCCAAAAACAGAGUGGUUUACGAAUCCAACGACUGUCAAUGCCUUCUACAGUGCAUCCACCAACCAGAUUCGAUUUCCAGCAGGAGAGCUCCAGAAGCCUUUUUUUUGGGGAACAGAAUACCCUCGAUCUCUGAGUUAUGGAGCUAUAGGAGUAAUUGUUGGACAUGAAUUUACACAUGGAUUUGAUAAUAAUGGUAGAAAAUAUGAUAAAAAUGGAAAUCUGGAUCCUUGGUGGUCUACUGACUCUGAAGAAAAGUUUAAAGAAAAAACGAAGUGCAUGGUUAACCAAUAUAGCAACUAUUACUGGAGGAAAGCUGGCCUAAAUGUGAAGGGGAAGAGGACCCUGGGAGAAAAUAUUGCUGAUAAUGGAGGUCUGCGGGAAGCUUUUAGGGCUUACCGGAAAUGGAUAAAUGAUAAGAGGCAGGGAGUUGAGGAGCCUCUCCUACCAGGCAUCACAUUCACCAACAAUCAGCUCUUCUUCCUGAGUUACGCUCAUGUGAGGUGCAAUUCCUAUAGACCAGAAGCUGCCCGAGAACAAGUCCAAAUUGGUGCUCACAGUCCCCCUCAGUUUAGGGUCAAUGGUGCACUUAGCAACUUUGAAGAGUUCCAGAAAGCCUUUAACUGUCCAUCCAAUUCCACGAUGAACAGGGGCCUGGACUCCUGCCGACUCUGGUAGCUGGACCGCUGGUGUAUGCCGUCCUGGGAGUUAGCUGUACAGUAGCGCAAGAGGCCACACAGAGCACUCAUCGCCACCGCUUUCGGCCUCGGUUCCUCCGAGGACUCCUAUUCUUAAUGCAUCUUCAUUAUUUGGGUGUUGCUUGGAUGUGAACAGUAUCUAUUCAAAUUGUAGGGCUUAACAAAAGGGAAUUUAAGAAGUGAACCAAAUAUGUUUCUUUAGAAAACCAAACCCUCAAAAAUAAAUCCCUAGGCUACUUUGGUUAAAGUAUUAUCUGCUGAAAUGUUGCUAUUGUCCAUUUUAGUGUAAACAGCUAAGUGGUACAUACCAUUUUAAUCCACAGCUUUGCAGAGGGCCUAAGUAGAAUGUAUCCAGAAAAAAAAAAUCAGUCUAUGAAAUAUGUAACCCUCCAUGAUGAGGACAUGUUCCUGGAUACCUGGUAGGUCUUACUUGCUCUGUAGAAUGCAGUACUAGAUUUUAUGUAUCGUUAUUCACAGUGUUUAUUAACUCUCUGGUAGCUAGGUUAGAAAUAUAUAUUGGAGCUUCAUUUUACAGUUUUUGAUGCAAUUUUUGCCUUCAGCUUUGAAGUCUUUUGGGAUGCAAAUGCCUCUCAUAGCUUCUGUCUGACGUAGCUGAUAGCUCUGUUCAAGUCGGCAUGAACAGAGCUGGCUGAAAGGCUACUUGAGAAAGGAUUUCAGUUUCCCAAAUAGAAAAAAGAAAAAAGAAAAAAGGAUGUGUCUUGAAGGCCCAGAAGAAGUCAAAACUCCCAGUCACUAGGCGACGAAAUCUCCAACAUUGGAUCUAUUCUGCCCAAACCUCAGUGACUAUGCCUGUCUGCUGGGUACUUCUUUAGUCCAAUUCCUCUUUGUCUUGUUUCCCUCACAGAUGUGCAUUCUUUUGUUUUUGAAAUGAACAGGCACUGAGAAAUGAUUUUCUCAUUCUCCAUUAAGAAUGUGUGGCUUCCAUUCCCCCUUUAGCUCAGGGGACCAGAUACCACUUCUGUUUUGGCUCAGUUACGUUACCUCUCUUUGAAAAACGUGUUUUGAAAAAUUUCUUGAUUGAAGACAUUUUAAACUCUAUUGUUUGAAUUAAAACUUCCUUGCAUAAUCCAAAGGAACAUAAUUUUUACUGUCCAAGUCUUCUAAAGAGUCUGUAAGGAAGAUCAGCCCUGGGUUUUUGAGUCUCAGAACUUUAUCCUUUCAGGUGAAUGCCUCCAUGUCUUAUUAGUGUGUGUAGGGAGAGAUUGUAAUGGCCUUACAGUGGCUACUUGGCAUUUCCAGUUUCUUAAAAUAGCCAUCCUCCCUUAACUUUAUUCAUUGUGUACGUGGUUUGGGGUUAAGUGAGCCAAUAGGAAAAAUCUCAGAAGCAAAAUGACAAAUUCAGACUAACCAUUGGAGGCCAUUUUGCAUCCCUGUGAUUUGUUUUCCAUUUCUUUGUUUGUUUAAUGUAAGUGUGUGCCAUGUCCUUUUGUAACCAUGGGAACUUCCCAAGGGAGAAAAAUGCAGGGUCCCCACCAUAAGGAAAACAAUUAAACUGUGUUAGUCAAAACAUAGUGAUUUUCCCCUUGAAUUGCUCCUCUCUAAAUGAAUAAACUUUGGAAGGGCAGCUACCUUUUCCUCCUCUUAACCAAGGCUUAAUGUGACUUUAGCAUGACUUAUUUUUAAAAACAAGUGCUAUUACGUUAGGAGUGCUGGAAGUGUACAUGCCUUUUCUCUGGAGGAGCCAUUCUGAUUUGCUUUAGGCAUACAAGAUACUCCUUGUUUUAUCCCACAACUUGGACAUUUAGAAUCCGCCAAAGUCUGUUAUGCACAUAUGAAUACUGUUUUCCUUCUAGAUUUCUCUUUUAAACUCCCAAUAAACACAUUCCUGUAGGUCAGAGAAAGUAGAAUUACGACUUUGGAAGUGGGAAUCAUGCAGUCACUUGUCAGUUGAGGAAACCUGGUUGCUAAAUGAUGUGGCUGCUUUGUCCUGAUUAAAUUUACUUGAUGUAACUCAUUUCUACUGAAAGUUGUAGAUACGAUGGCCGUUAUUAAAACAAGAGCUGCGAUACCAAAUCAUCACUACAAGCUACAAUGGUUUUCUGGUAGGAUUGGAUUUCCAAAUACACACUCAUGUUUCAAUUUUCGAUUAUACUCUUGUUGCUUCUCUUCAAUACAGAUUGCUGAAGGAAGCAGACACUGAUUAAGUGCUAGAGGGAAGAAGGGAAAACGCAACUGGAAGGAAAGGUAAAAAAGUAGGGAGAAGCUGGCCCCAGAAUGCAAUUCAGAAGAGAAGACAGGAUUUGGGCAAUCCUUGUUAAGCAUAUCCAUUGGAGUCGAGCCAUCGAGUCUUACAAAAAUAAUUAUGGUAAAUUAAAAGGAAAUGAGAUAUUGGAUCACAGACAAGACUACCACAGCAGACUUCUCUGAUGCACAUACCACAUGUUCUACCAGUGAACUCUUGUCUGCAUGUUGGAAGGAGUUAGGUUUUUUGGGAAAUUCUCCCGGAUUAGUCAAGGAUUUUAUGUAUAUAAAGUGGUAUUAUUUGAGCUUAUCAACAUUGCCUAAAGUUUGUUGAGCCUUCCACCAACCACACAGCAUUGGCCUCCUAUUUCCAUUUUUUCCUUUUAUGAGACAGACUUGGACAUGACUAAUGCGAGCUUGGAUUCGUAAAUUAUCCUGAAGUUUAUUCAGUUCCUUUCCUCAAUGGAGCUUAAAGCAUGGCACAUAAAUUUUAUCUUAUUUAGCCCUGGAGCAUUGCUAAGAAGCAACAAGGAAUGAUGGCUUGCCGCACAGGUUAUGCUCGUGCCAGAGAAGUGGAGAGAGGUUUGAAAUUGCUUGUCAAGUGUCCCAGAAUCAGGAAAAGCAGAGUCUUUGUCCUUUGGGCCACUGAUCUCUGCAUUAACCUUCAUCCUUUAGAUGACCCCAUUUCUAAAUACAUUUAUUCUCUCAGUAUUUCCUCAGUCACUUAGCAUUUAAUGGGGCUUCUUCCUUGAUAUUUCUAACAUAAUGUUUCAAUUGCAUAUUAAGUUAAUGAAGAAUACAUGAUUGUUUCAUGCAGCAGCAUUUUCCUCGCCAGUGGCAGUGCCCCCACUGGUUUGAAGAAAGGUGUUCUUGGAUUAUGCAUUUUAUGUCUAAAUGGUCAUUGUAUUUUCUUCCCUGACUUGUGAAACAAUGAGAGCAAUCAUUUUAAGGACAAUAAAAAGUUGAAGAUU
Messenger RNA from Hyaena hyaena (striped hyena), 4141 nucleotides. RefSeq names its product phosphate regulating endopeptidase homolog X-linked (gene PHEX). The transcript is spliced from 11 exons. Gene Ontology annotation, molecular function: metalloendopeptidase activity. Gene Ontology annotation, biological process: protein processing. The annotation marks the transcript as partial. The record is from RefSeq and is a predicted model, not a curated record. NCBI's taxonomy places the organism in Eukaryota, Metazoa, Chordata, Mammalia, Carnivora, Hyaenidae. Gene Ontology annotation, cellular component: plasma membrane.